Molecule: messenger RNA, 4033 nt
Organism: Oncorhynchus keta (chum salmon)
Lineage: Eukaryota; Metazoa; Chordata; Actinopteri; Salmoniformes; Salmonidae
Product: CUGBP Elav-like family member 5
Exons: 13
Coding region: 64-1701 (545 amino acids)
Biological process (GO): regulation of alternative mRNA splicing, via spliceosome; mRNA splice site recognition
Cellular component (GO): cytoplasm; nucleus; ribonucleoprotein complex
Molecular function (GO): mRNA binding
Source: RefSeq, a predicted model, not a curated record
UGCUUGCUCUCUCUCAGUGCGUGUUUGUGUUGUCAUUAUUAUCCAGUGUGCUCCCAGCUCAGAAUGGCCAGAUUCACUCAGACUGAAACAAGAAGGCAGCAGCAAUCACAUCAGCCCCAUCCCGCUCACACCAGCCUGGUUUUCACUGGACCUGGGGCACCACCUACCGAACAACCACUACUACUUAUCCCUCACCAGCACCAGUACUCCCAGAUCACAUUUCCUAAACCCAUGAACGGGUCAGAAUCCAUUUCCAUUCAUCCGGAGAGCGGCAAUAUGAAAGACCAAGAUGCCAUAAAGCUGUUUAUCGGGCAGAUACCGCGGAACUUAGAGGAAAAAGACCUGAAACCUCUGUUUGAACAGUUCGGGAAAAUCCACGAACUGACAGUUCUAAAGGACCGAUACACCGGCAUGCACAAAGGCUGUGCGUUCCUCACCUACUGCGCCCGUGAGUCGGCCAUCAAAGCCCAGAACGCCCUCCAUGAACAGAAAACACUGCCAGGGAUGACUCGCCCCAUCCAGGUGAAGCCGGCUGACAGUGAGAGCCGUGGAGAAGACAGGAAGCUGUUUGUGGGGAUGCUGAACAAACAACAGACUGAGGAGGACGUGUACCGCCUCUUUGAGCCCUACGGAAUCAUCGAGGAGUGCACCGUCCUAAGAGGUCCUGACGGAAACAGCAAAGGCUGUGCCUUUGUAAAGUUCUCCACACACGCGGAGGCCCAGUCUGCAAUCAGUGCCCUCCAUGGCAGCCAGACCAUGCCAAACGGCUCCGAUUCUCUCCCCCCCCAGGGCGCGUCCUCCAGCCUGGUGGUGAAGUUUGCCGACACCGACAAGGAGCGCACCAUCCGCCGUAUGCAGCAGAUGGUCGGCCAGUUUGGCAUCUUCAACCCAGCCAUCGCCCUGCCAUUCAGCACCUACAGCACCUACGCACAUGCAGCACUGCUGCAGCAUGACAAUGAGCUCAUGCAGCAACAGGCAGCCAUCAUGGCAGCGAGUCACGGGGGCUUCCUGACUCCCAGCGUGGCCUUCCCCGCCACCCAGAUUCACCAGAUGGGGGCGCUCAACAUCAAUGGUCUCCCACACAACUCCAUGACCCCAGUAUCGGCUGAAUUUCAUCAGGCGCUGGCAGGCCUCAGCUCUCCACCAGCCAACAUUACCACUCCCAACAUCGUCACUCCUAUUGUCAACGGCUUCACGGGUAUCCCCCACCAUCAGCCCAACGGACAUCCCACCAUUGAGACCAUGUAUACCAACGGUCUCUCGCCCUACUCCACCCAGAGCCCCAACGCCGCAGACACCCUCCAGCAAGCCUUCACCGGAGUACAGCAAUACACAGCUAUCUACCCAGCCGGCACACUGACUCCCAUAGGUCAGACUCUGCCUCAGCCAUCACAGGUCAUCCAGCAGCAGCAACAGAGAGAAGGUGAGGGGCCCGAGGGCUGUAACCUGUUCAUCUACCACCUGCCACAGGAGUUUGGAGAUAACGAACUCAUGCAGAUGUUUCUGCCUUUCGGGAGCGUCAUCUCCUCCAAGGUCUUCAUGGACCGAGCCACCAACCAGAGCAAAUGUUUCGGGUUUGUGAGCUUCGACAACCCAGCUAGCGCACAGGCAGCUAUUCAAGCCAUGAAUGGCUUUCAGAUUGGAAUGAAGAGGUUGAAAGUCCAGUUAAAACGACCGAAGGAUGCCAGCCGCCCUUACUGACACAACCUAGCCAUCAGUAUUCACUGCAACAGCACAGGUUUUGAGAAAACUGAAGAUAUCUUGGAGUUCAACUUUUUUCUUUGAAAACAAAAAAAAAUGUUUUAAAAAACAUCAACACAAGGAAUUUUUGAAGACAUAUCAGCAUUUACUUAUGAAGAAGACAUAGGGUUACGCAGCUAUAGGAGGAGGUGUGGAGUUAGCAGAAACUACACAGAAGGACUUCAACAACAACGCAACAAACUGCACAGUGCAAGACAGACUAGAGAAGUAAAAAAUGGGAAAAAGAUGUGAAACUCUUAACAACAGAACUUUUCUCGUAGAGACUUGAAUUGUUAAUUAAGCAACAAACAAACAAAAAGCAGCAACAACAAAUAGAUUUCUAUAUACGUAUUAUAUACACACACAUAUAUAUAUAUAAAGAAAAAGGCGCUUGUGGCUUUUAUUAUACUGGACAAAUGAGGGUUAAAAGUUGAAGAUCAAGACAAAGUGGUAAAAAGAAGUGAUUCUGUCCCACUGAUGGACUUUCUGACUCUUUCCCUCUUUCUCUAAUUCUCUCACUGUCUUUCAGCAAGCGCAGAACUAUGGCUUUCUCGGGUCACUGAGGUUUCCAUUAGCUACAGUACAUCUGGAAAUAUUUCACCCCUAAGGGACCAAAGGACCAAACAUUUGUAUUGUUCUAAACGGUAAUAUAUACUAUUAUUGAUUCUAAUACUGCAAACUACAAUUAAUAAUGUUACAAGUUAAAACAAGUUCCAAGUUACAAGUUCAAGAAGAAACUUACUAGCUUCCGGUUGGAGGAGGAAAAGGGGUUUGGUUUAUUCUCCUUUUACAUUUAUAGCUACUGGGUUUGAGAAUAUUUAAACAAAAUAUAAAAAAGAUAAAAAUAUUUGAAAAGCUAUACUAUUUUAGUGGACGUAGAAUAUGUGGAUUAGAGAUUGUUUCGGGCAUGUUCAGAUGUUCUUUUAGCAGUCAUCCUUCACCCUUACAUUCCAAAUCUGCACUUUUCAUUUUCGACAUAUCUCUCUCUAGUAACUUCUCUGUGUGGGAGAAAUAAGGCAACUCUGAGUAGUUGCACAUGAAGCUCAACACAGUAGUGCCAAAAGAUAUCCUGUAAAUUGUGUCAAACCAAACAUUGAAGACAUACAGUGUAUUGAGAAAUGUCUUCAAUCAUCUGCUGUUUCUAGUCCUCUGUCAGUGCACUGCAUUCCAUCGUGAUGUAUUGUCAUUGUAUACCCCCAUCUUUUUCAUUGCAGAAAAAGGCAUUCCGUGUCAGGAAAAAGCGAGGCAGCAUCAUUAAAGCACUGACAAUACAGUUAAUCUGACCACUAAGCACAGCGGUAAAAGUGCCACCCAGUAGUGUGGAUAUGUAGUAAAGAAGUGCAACACCUUCAACUGGUUAAUAAAAUAUACAAAUUACCCUGACAAUGGUUAUAAAAUUGCUAUCCAAGCUGCGCAAGGCUUGCCGGGUCCUGCCCCCUUCCGCUGCCAACCUUCUCCAGCUGCUUUCUGCAGGGGGGCAUCAUUUUACGGGGACCUGAGAGCUAACGCGCAUCAUAAUUAGGGUAAUGCUAAUAUUGAUCAGAUGGAGAGCAACACUGCAGGGCAAAAGAUGCACAAUCAAUUAACACACAUGACAUAUAUCUAAUACAUUCCUGGAAUGGAAACAAAUGGUUCUAUGUAGCAUAGCAGCAAGCAAUGAGGUCAAACGGAGGCCUGCUUGUUUGCUCUAGAUGGGACUUAACUAAAGAGCAGAUGCAGUCUUUCCAUUGGGCACAAUAGCACACUGAGAGGAGAGCUCUUACACCAUGAGGAACAGCUUGGCUUUAGCAGCCUUAGGAGGUCAAAUUAAUAGAAAAAUUAUCCAUCAAUUAGACUGCAGCAGGCAUGACUUUAAAUGUGGUUACUGCAGCUGCUGCUCGGAAGGAAAGUCAAAACCAGGAACACAAACUCUGCCACAGAGGGACAACAUUGAAGCAUACUAUUAGCCUUAACAACCAAUCCUGUGUUUUCUAGUAGCUGGCAACACAUAUGGCCAGAUUGAUUAGAAAAAGUAAACUGUUACAGCAGUAUAAGUUACUAUUCCAAUAAAAUAUGAACAUGCUUUACACUAAUGAUAUGUCUGGGAUGAAAUUGGUUUGAAGAUGUGUCUCUUCAGUUGUAAUAGUAGUUCUACUCAAUUCUAUUCCCUUUUCUAAUUUCCAUCGCAAAGCUGUUCUAUUAUCAUACUCAUUCUCCUCUGAUGCCUAUCCAUCUCCCACUGAGGCAUCUCCCUCCCUCUCUCUCUCUCUCCCUCCCUCUCUCUCCCCCUCUCUCUCUCUCUCUCUCUCUCUCU